Molecule: messenger RNA, 223 nt
Organism: Desarmillaria tabescens
Lineage: Eukaryota; Fungi; Basidiomycota; Agaricomycetes; Agaricales; Physalacriaceae
Exons: 1
Source: RefSeq, a predicted model, not a curated record
ACCAUAAUUACAUGGGCGCAGACCAAGAAUACGCUGAUAGACUGGAGGCUGUGCUUCCAUUAUCUCGUCUUCAUCACCGUCUGCCUACUAUUUUCGUGUAUCUCGUAUUUUGCCCCAACUGUCGUUAAUGGACUUGAGUACGAAGGACUAUGUGCCCAGCUGUUUACAAUGCUACCCGUCGCCAAAGGCUUUGUCGGGACCAUCACCUGUUCGGUCUUUGUAG